AUGGACGGCAAAGAAGUGUCUGAAGGUGAGGCUUAAGAUGUCAAAAGAUAACUGCCCAGUCAAGAAACAUCUUCUCUCUAAUCAUUAUCAUCAUCAUGACACACCACAACACUCCUAGAAUAACAGUUCAUUGUUCAAAAAUGACAAAUGAGACAAUUCAAGUAAAGUAAAAAACAAUGUAAGGGCUGUAUGUGUUUCUCUUCAUCUACUGUAUCAUGUAUAGUACAUUAUGAAAAGUCUGUUUCCUCUAAAUGCAUACAGAAAAGAAACGCAAAGUUGAUGUGAGGUGAAAAGCAAUAUUACUCAAGCAACGUAAACUUAAAAUCCCACAAAGUUAUCGAGCUGUAAACAAUAAUUGUCCCUAUGCCACUUAGCACUCUCCAUCCAGCUCAUGAAGUGCUUUGAGAGACUAGUCAAGGAUCAUAUCACCUCUACCUUACCUGUCACCCUAGACCCACUUCAAUUUGCUUACCGCCCCAAUAGAUCCACAGACGAUGCAAUCGCCAUCACACUGCACACUGCCCUAUCCCAUCUGGACAAGAGGAAUACCUAUGUAAGAAUGCUGUUCAUUGACUAUAGCUCAGCAUUCAACACCAUAGUACCCUCCAAGCUCAUCAUUAAGCUUGAGGCCCUGGGUCUGAACCCCGCCCUGUGCAACUGGGUCCUGGACUUCCUGACGGGCCGCCCCCCAGGUGGUGAAGGUAGGAAACAACAUCUCCACUUCGCUGAUCCUCAACACUGGGGCCUCACAAGGGUGCGUGCUCAGACCCCUCCUGUACUCCCUGUUCACCCAUGACUGCGUGGCCAAGCACACCUCCAACUCAAUCAUCAAGUUUGCAGAUGACACAACAGUAGUAGGCUUGAUUACCAACAAUGACGAGACCGCCUACAGGGAGGAGGUGAGGGCUCUGGGAGUGUGGUGCCAGGAAAAUAACCUCUCACUCAACAUCAACAAAACAAAGGAGAUGAUCGUAGACUUCAGGAAACAGCAGAUGGUGCACCCCCCUAUCCACAUCGACAGGACCGCAGUGGAGAAGGUGAAAAGCUUCCAGUUCCUUGGCGUACACAUCACCGACAAACUGAAAUGGUCCACCCACACAGACAGUGUGGUGAAGAAGGCGCAACAGAGCCUCUUCAACCUCAGGAGGCUGAAGAAAUUCGGCUUAGCACCUAAAACCCUCACAAACUUUUACAGAUGCACAAUUGAGAGCAUCCUGUCGGGCUGUAUCCGAUGUCACAGGAAGGCCAAAAAGAUCAUCAAGGACAUCAACCACCCGAGCCACUGCCUGUUCACCCCGCUAUCAUCCAGAAGGCGAGGUCAGUACAGGUGCAUCAAAGCUGGGACAGAGAGAAUGAAAAACAACUUCUAUCUCAAGGCCAUCAGACUGUUAAAUAGCCAUCACUAGCACAUUAGAGGCUGCUGCUGCCUUUUGAAGUCACUGGCCACUUUAAGAAAUGGAACACUAGUCACUUUAAUAAUGUUUACAUAUCUUGCACUACUCAUCUCAUAUGUAUAUACUGCAUUCUAUUCUAUAAUAUUCUACUGUAUCUUAGUCCAUGCCGCUCUGUCAUUGCUUGUCCAUAUAUGAAUAUAUUCUUAAAUCCCAUUCCUUACUAGUUUUGUGUGUAUUGGGUAUAUGUUGUGAAAUUGUUAGAUAUUACUUGUUAGAUAUUACUGCACUGUCGGAGCUAGAAGCACAAGCAUUUCGCUACACCCGCUAUAACAUCUGCUAAACACGUGUAUGUGACAAAUAACAUUUGAUUUGAUUUGUUCCAUCUAGUCAGAUAUUUUUUUCCCUCAGGAAAUGUCUGUGUAUUCUGCAACCCAAAGUUCUCUAUCUACCCCCCGACUGCUGGACUGGGCCUCAAUUCCCAUGCUAUUUCACAUUAUUACUCUCAGUCCACUCUUGCUUUUGUUUGUUUUCCUUCACAUUAGCUAGUCUGCAUUUUGUUUGUUUAUGCACAAUUGACCUAAUUUGGUCUCUAUGGUGAGCCACUUGCAUACUUGGUCAAUGGGACAUAUGUGUCAAUAAGAUAAUAAUAACAGGUUGUUAUUGGUUAGUUAGAAUAUUUGUUCAAAGUGAAGAAAAAAAACUAGACCAAAAUAUCAAGCAAAGGUUGAGAGAGAUUGUUACACCUAAAAUAUUGUUGCCCAAAUCAUGAUUAUCUUAUCUGUUCCCGAAUUGCAGUUGUUAUGUAAAACAUGUGUAAAAAGUCAGUCUGCAGAGGCUGGUUCCUCCCCUCUCCCUGACCAUGCACUGACUAGUGUUGUAAAGCUCUACUCCACACACACAGAUAUAUUUUGUUAGAGCCAGAGAUCUCCAGCCGCCUUGCAUUAGAGGGAUGAAAGCAGAGCAGCGGGUGGAUCAGGGAGACAGAGCAUUCCAAGCUGAUUCCAGAUGGGACAUGCAGAAUAUCUAUACUGCAUACCUGCCAUUCCUCUGCAUCACUGGGCUCCACUGGUCUCUCUGGCCAGGAGAUUAGCCAUGCAGGCAAGUGAGCCCUUUAGGUCCAUAGAGAUCAUUCACACUAUUAUUCUGUCUCUCAUCCCGUCCAAUUCAAAGGAAUACACAGCAAUGUUUCAUGGAGUCUUUCCUUGGAGGAUGUAGGCCUAUUGAAAUGGCGCUGGAGAGGAUGGCUGCCGUUUUAUGGACUCUUAACCAACCGUGCUAUUUUGUGUGUUUUUUCGCAUUGUUUUUAACUUAUUUUGUACAUAAUGUUGCUGCUACCGUCUCUAAUGACCGAAAAGAGCUUCUGGACAUCAGAACAACAAUUACUCACCUUGAAGUGGACAAAUAAUUUUUAUUUUAUGAGUUGGACUAGAGGGAUUUGCUCCAGACACCCGACAGGGCCCUCAUCCCCGUCAUUCGCAAUAGAAAGAAAAGGAGAUAUCGCGGAAGGAGAUCGGGGUGCUUGGUAAGGAGCCGGCGACGAGUGGCUAAUCUGCCUUUGCCAUCGAUACUACUGGCCUACUUACAAUCGCUUGAUAAUAAAAUGGAUGAACUACAGGCACAAAUAUCCUACCAACGGAACAUUAAAAACUGUUAUAUCUUAUGUUUCACCGAGUCGUGGCUGAAUGAUGACAUGAAUAACAUACAGCUGGCGGGUUAUACACUGUAUCGGCAGGAUAGAACGGCAGCCUCUGGUAAGACAAGGGGUGGUGGUCUAUGUAUAUUUGUAAACAACGCACAAUAUGUAAGGAAGUCUCAAGGUUUUGCUCGCCUGAGUUAGAGUAUCUCAUGAUAAGCUGUAGACCACACUAUCUACCAAGAUAGAUAUCUAUAUUUUUCGUAGCUGUCUAUUUACCACCACAAACCGAUGCUGGCACUAAGACCGUACUCAAUGAACUGUAUACGGCCAUAAGCAAACAGGAAAACGCUCAUCCAGAGGCGGCGCUCCUAGUGGCCGGGGACUUAAAUGCAGGGAAACUUAAAUCCAUUUAACCUAAUUUCUACCAGCAUGUUAAAUGUGAAACCAGAAGGAAAAAACUCUUGACCACCUUUACUCCACACACAGAGACACAUACAAAGCUCUCCCUAGCACUCCAUUUCGAAAAUCUGACCAUAAUUCUAUCCUCAUGAUUCCUGCUUACAAGCAAAAACUAAAGCAGUAAGCACCAGUGACUCGGUCAAUAAAAAAGUGGUCAGAUGAAGCAGAUGCUAAGCUACAGGACGGUUUUGCUAGCACAGACUGGAAUAUGUUCCGGGAUUCUUCCGAUGGCAUUGAGGAGUACACCACAUCAGUCACUGGCUUCAUCAAUAAGUGCAUCGAUGACGUCGUCCCCACAGUGACUGUACGUACAUACCCCAACCAGACACCAUGGAUUACAUACAACAUCCGCACUGAGCUAAAGGGUAGAGCUGCCGCUUUCAAGGAGCGGGACUCUAACCUGGAAGCUCAUAAGAAAUCCCGCUAUGCCCUCCGACGAACCAUCAAACAGGCAAAGCGUCAAUACAGGACUAAGAUUGAAUCGUACUACACAGGCUCCGACACUCGUCGGAUGUGGCAGGGCUUGCAAACUAUUACAGACUACAAAGGGAAGCACAGCUGCGAGCCUACCAGACGAGCUAAAUUACUUCUAUGCUCGCUUCGAGGCAAGUAACACUGAAGCAUGCAUGAGAGCAUCAGCUGUUCCGGAUGACUGUGUGAUCACGCUCUCCGUAGCCAAUGUGAGUAAGACCUUUAAAACAGGUCAACAUUCACAAGGCCGCAGGGCCAGAUGGAUUACCAGGACGUGUACUCUGAGCAUGCGCUGACCAACUGGCAAGUGUCUUCAUUGACAUUUUCAACCUCUCCCAGUCUGUAAUACCAACAUGUUUCAAGCAGACCACCAUAGACCCUGUGCCCAAGAACACUAAGGUAACCUGCCUAAAUAACUACCGACCCGUAGCACUCACGUCUGUAGCCAUGAAGUGCAUUGAAAGGCUGGACAUGGCUCACAUCAACACCAUUAUACCAGAAACCCUAGACCCACUCCAAUUUGCAUAUCGCCCCAACAGAUCCACAGAUGAUGCAAUCUCUAUUGCGCUCCACACUGUCCUUUCACACCUGGAGAAAAGGAACACCUAUGUGAGAAUGCUAUUCAUUGACUACAGCUCAGCGUUCAACACCAUAGUACCCUCAAAGCUCAUCACUAAGCUAAGGACCCUGGGACUAAACACCUCCCUCUGCAACUGGAUCCUGGACUUCCUGACAGGCUGCCCCCAAGUGGUAAGGGUAGGAAACAACACAUCCGCAACGCUGAUCCUCAAUACGGGGGCCCCUCAGGGGUGCGUGCUCAGUCCCCUCCUGUACUCCCUGUUCACUCAUGACUGCAUUGCCAGGCAUGGCUCCAACACCAUCAUUAAGUUUGCCGAUGACACAACAGUGGUAGGCCUGAUCACAGACAACGACGAGGCAGCCUAUAGGGAGGAGGUCAGAGACCUGGCCGUGUGGUGCCAGGACAACAACCUCUCCCUCAACGUGAUCAAGACAAAGGAGAUGAUUGUGGACUACAGGAAAAAGAAGGGGGCCGAGCACGCCCCCAUUCUCAUCGACAGGGCUGUAGUGGAGCAGGUUGAGAGCUUCAAGUUCCUUGGUGUCCACAUCACCAACAAACGAACAUGGUCCAAGCACACCAAGACAGUCGUGAAGAGGGCACGACAAAACCUAUUCCCCCUAAGGAGACUGAAAAUAUUUGGCAUGGGUCCUCAGAUCCUCAAAAGGUUCUACAGCUGCACCAUCAUGAGCAUCCUGACUGGUUGCAUCACUGCCUGGAAUUGUGAACUGCUCGGCCUCUGACCGCAAGGCACUACAGAGGGUAGUGCGUACGGCCCAGUACAUUACUGGGGCCAAGCUUCCUGUUAUCCAGGAAGCUUUUACUGGGGCCAAGCUUCCUCUGACAUACCAGGCGGUGUCAGAGGAAGGCCCUAAAAAUUGUCAAAGACUCCAGCCACCCUAGUCAUAGACUGUUCUCUCUGCUACCACACGGCAAGCGGUACCGGAGCGCCAGGUCUAAGUCCAAGAGGCUUCUAAACGGCUUCUACCCCCAAGCCAUAAGACUCCUGAACAUCUAAUCAAAUGGCUACCCAGACUAUUUGCAUUGCCCCCCUCCCCUCUUUUACGCUGCUGCUACUCUCUGUUUAUUAUCUAUGCAUAGUCACUUUAAUAACUCUACCUACAUGUACAUAUUACCCCAAUUACCUUGACUAACCGGUGCCCCCGCACAUCGACUCGGUACCGGUACCCCCUGUAUAUAGCCUCGCUAUUGUUAAUUUUACUGCUGCUUUUUAAUUAUUUGUUACUUUUAUUUCGUAUUAUUUUAUAUUUAUGUGUUUUUUGUAAUUGUUUUUAUUAUUUCAUUUUUAUUUAGGAUCAUUUUAUAAUUUUUUUAAAUAUAUAUUAAAAACAUUUUUUUAAAUUUCAAAUUGUGUAAUACAGAAAUAUAUUAUAGGGCCUCCCGAGUGGCACAGCGGUCUAAGGCACUGCAUCGCAGUGCUAGAGGCGUCACUACAGACCCGGGUUCAUUCCCGGGCUGUGCCACAACCGCCGUGGCCGGGAGUCUCAUAGGAUGGCGCACAAUUGGCCCAGCGUUGACCGGGUUAGGGGAGGGUUUGACCGGUGGGGCUUUACUUGGCUCAUCGCGCUCUACCGACUCCUUGUGGCAGGCCGGGUGCCUGCGGACUGACCCCGUUCGCCAGAUUGAACAGUGUUUUCCUCCGACACAUUGGUGCGGCUGGCAUCCGGGUUAAGCUGGCGGGUGUUAAGGAACGCGGGUUACGCAGGUCAUGUUUCGGAGGAUGCAUGACUCCACCUUCGCCUCUCCUGAGCCCGUUGGGGAGUUGCAGCGAUGAGACAAGAUCGAAAAUUGAGGAGAAAAAGGGGGUAAAAUACAACAACAAAAAAUACAACAAAAAAAAGAAAUAUAUUAUAGAGUAGGAGGGAGAUAAAGCCGUGUCGGCUACUGUCUGUGUUUGGUAAUGUCUUUGGCUUCGCUCCGGGUGGUUUGAGCCCAGUCAUGGUCAGUGUUGUAACCUGACAGGAAUGAGAAUUUAAGCUAGUGCUCUAAAAUGGGAUGAAAUUACAGAGAAAAUUGGAAUGAACAAACAGAAAACUUAGUGCAAUGGAGAGACAGGCAAAGACUAGACAGCUCAAAGUAAUUGGCCAGUUAUCUCAGGUCAGGUUAUCUCAGCCUAUUUUAUAACUUAAUUCAGAGUACAUAAAUGACGCUGCAGCACCAGAUAAUGAACAGUCACUUCAGAAUAACUGACUUCAAGCAUGAGUCAUAUACAUUUUGGGUCAAAGGUUGCUAAUAACCACUCUCUCCUCUACCAGACACGUCUGUAGGAUGUGGCCUUCUCUGCUCUGAGUCAGUCCCCCUGCGGGCAGAAUGGGAAGCGUUUCCUCCCAGACUGCUCAGAGAGAGGGGGGAGGUAAGGGGGUGGAUUCAGUAAGAACAGAACUGUGAAAGAGGCCACUGUCCAGCUAGCUGCCGGUGUCUUCCUCCAUUUCAUUUUUCCAUUUCUGAUGCAUGGGUGGAGAGCUGGAAAUUUCAGACGAACCGCACAAAGACGUGUUUUGGCUGCUUUGGUUGUGCAUGAGUCACUCAGACUGGUCCCAGUGGUCUGUCCCAGUGGAAAUUCCAACCAGAGAACUCAACGACCAGUCACAGAGAGCCACACAGUAUAGUACAAUUUACAUAAUUACCCCUUUCGGCUAAAAAUACAAAGAAACCAAACUUCUACUUCUUGCUGUAAGAUUUCACAGUGUGCAUGAGCUCUUCCAGUAAAUCUGUGAGGAGUUACCAUGAAAACAGAUCUGGGAGUAAAAUUUGUUUUGAAAUAAACUCAGAAAUGAUUCACUAACUAUUAUGAAAUGAAACUAAAGAAAUGGGAACUUGUUAUUCUAUGCCAGUACCAAUGUAAGCACGUAAUCUAAAACCUAACCUUGGUAUUCUUUGAAUGAGUAACUACCACAGAUUCCAGAGUUGAAGGUAAAUGAUUAAAACAUGUGGUAAUGGUGUCUGACUACAGUAGCUCAGGGUCCUUUAGUUCCUUGUGUACAAAGACCACUGUACUUUGCUAUGUGAAUACCGUGUAGAGAAAGGAAUUUAAUAGCAGGAAGGGAGAGUCGACAUUUACAGUGAACAAAGGUUAAAAUGACCCCCCCAAUCAUAACAACCCACCCACACCUACACACCUGCUGAGUUCAACAGAUCUUUCCACCAACAUGAAAGGCCCAUGGACACGACAGGUUCACUGUGUCAACCUGUUCUGGACAAGACAUUGGAAAACAAAAUCCAGCUAGUUUCCUGUUUACCGUUAUGAGUGGAAAACAAGGUCUGGGGUAGUCCUGUCCACCCCAUUUACAAUCCUUUGUAUCUGGGCACUGAGACAGAGGUAUAAGUCAGGCCAGAGGAAUGUAGGGAGGGGAGACCAAGCCAUGUGGUUAAACACCAACAGUGCUAUUUGAUGAUUAGGUCAGACAUUCACUCAGAGUCCUGUCCACAGCCCUGUCUGAGUGCUAAUUGUCUAGGAAUCCAUCUUAGAGACAACUCUUCCCCCUCUAUGCUGCAGGUGCUCCCACCUGGGUAUAUUUGUUGUGAAGGUCCUUAGUCUUCAGGACAUUGUGUCAAUACUUUGUCUCGACUUGACAUCACUCUAGUAACACGUUGGAUGUUUUAAGUGAGCUAUUCUUUCAUGGCGCUCCAUUACAAGGACAUUUGUUACCUAGACCAAUGUUUUCUAGUACACCAGUACCCCCAACAGCACACAUUUCUGUUGUAACCCCAGACAAACUCACUCAUUGAGGGCUUGAUGAUUAGUUGAUAUGUUGAAUCAGGUGUGCUUGUCCGGGGCUACAACAAAAAUUUGUGCUGUUAGGGGUACUGGAGGACUGGAGUUCAGAGGAGAGGGUUUGUGUUUAUUUACUGAGUUUACUGUUGAAAUUAGUGUACAUCCAUCAGGUUGGCAUGAGCUUUGAUUUACUCAGAGGCAUUGGGUUGAUUUAAGGCAUAAGAAUCCUGUUUUUGCACAGUUACUCUGGCGACAUUCACAGAAAACUUGCUCUGUAACAAAUAUCAAGUCAAAGUUGUGUCAUUCACAUGGGAUACAUUAUUUGUUUACAGAGCAAGUUUUUUGUGAAUGUUGCCAGAGAAACAGGGCAAACACACACAUGGCUUCUGAGUAAACUAUCUUUAUGCUAUAAAAUAGAUACAGUGAGGGAAAAAAGUAUUUGAUCCCCUGCUGAUUUUGUACGUUUGCCCACUAACAAAGACAUGAUCAGUCUAUAAUUUUAAUGGUAGGUUUAUUUGGACAGUAAAUUGAUUUGCAUUUUAAUGAGGGAAAUAAGUAUUUGACCCCUCUGCAAAACAUGACUUAGUACUUGGUGGCAAAACCCUUGUUGGACGUCAGACGUUUCUUGAAGUUGGCCACCAGGUUUGCACACAUCUCAGGAGGGAUUUUGUCCCACUCCUCUUUGCAGAUCUUCUCCAAGUCAUUAAGGUUUCGAGCCUGACGUUUGGCAACUCGAAACUUCAGCUCCCUCCACAGAUUUUCUAUGGGAUUAAGGUCUGGAGACUGGCUAGGCCACUCCAGGACCUUAAUGUGCUUCUUCUUGAGCCACUCCUUUGUUGCCUUGGCCGUGUGUUUUGGGUCAUUGUCAUGCUGGAAUACCCAUCUACGACCCAUUUUCAAUGCCCUGGCUGAGGGAAGGAGGUUCUCAUCCAAGAUUUGACGGUACAUGGCCCCGUCCAUCGUCCCUUAGAUGCGGUGAAGUUGUCCUGUACCCCUUAGCAGAAAAACACCCCCAAAGCAUAAUGUUUCCACCUCCAUGUUUGACGGUGGGGAUGGUGUUCUUGGGGUCAUAGGCAGCAUUCCUCCUCCUUCUCCUCCUCCAAACAUGGUGAGUUGAGUUGAUGCCAAAGAGCUCGAUUUUGGUCUCAUCUGACCACAACACUUUCACCCAGUUCUCCUCUGAAUCAUUCAGAUGUUCAUUGGCAAACUUCAGACGGGCCUGUAUAUGUGCUUUCUUGAGCAGGGGGACCUUGCGGGCGCUGCAGGAUUUCAGUCCUUCACGGCGUAGUGUAUUACCAAUUGUUUUCUUGGUGACUAUGGUCCCAGCUGCCUUGAGAUCAUUGACAAGAUCCUCCCGUGUAGUUCUGGGCUGAUUCCUCACCGUUCUCAUGAUCAUUGCAACUCCACGAGGUGAGAUCUUGCAUGGAGCCCCAGGCCAAGGGAGAUUGACAGUUCUUUUGUGUUUCUUCCAUUUGCGAAUAAUCGCUCCAACUGUUGUCACCUUCUCACCAAGCUGCUUGGCGAUGGUCUUGUAGCCCAUUCCAGCCUUGUGUAGGUCUACAAUCUUGUCCCUGACAUCCUUGGAGAGCUCUUUGGUCUUGGCCAUGGUGGAUUGUUUGGAAUCUGAUUGAUUGAUUGCUUCUGUGGACAGGUGUCUUUUAUACAGGCAGGUAACAAGCUGAGAUUAGGAGCACUCCCUUUAAGAGUGUGCUCCUAAUCUCAACUCGUUACCUGUAUAAAAUACACCUGGGAGCCAGAAAUCUUUCUGAUUGAGAGGGGGUCAAAUACCUAUUUCCCAAAAUCAAUUUAUAACAUUUUUGACAUGCAUUUUUCUGGAUUUUGUUGUUGUUAUUCUGUCACACACUGUUCAAAUAUACCUACCAUUAAAAUUAUAGACUGAUCAUUUAUUUGUCAGUGGGCAAACGUACAAAAAUCAGCAGGGGAUCAAAUACUUUUUUCCCCUCACUGUAAGAUAAGCAUUCUACAUACGCACUAGCUGUGAGAAAUGGCCGCCCUCCCUGGCCUGGACACCUGUCAUCAGGGAGUGUGUGACUGUGACCACACAGCUUUAACAGGGACCACAGUGAGGACAGGAUCAUCAAGGGACUGUCACCAUCAUCACACCCCUCCACUGACCAGGCCGCAGGCGUGGCUGGUCACAGCACUUUGCACAGCAGUCAUGCAGAUCUACUGCUUUAAUCCUAGCUACUUCCCACUCCUCACCAAUGACUAAUCCCCAUUACCAAUGACCAAUGACUAAUUCCAAAGCCUAUUGCUGUUGGAAUAAUGCCUUGGCUUCUAUCCUGGUUAUACUUUCAGAUCACUUCCCGUAUUUGCAGAUAAGAGCCAUUGGACCAUUUCAGAAUACCACAGGAUUUUUUUUAAAAUGACAUACAGUAUAAUUACCAGCAGGCUAUGUAUAAAUCUAAUUUCAUGCUUGCUUAAUCACUUUUCUUAUCUGAGUAUUACAUCUGAAAUUCCCCGGCAUGACAGCUCUGACUCUGAUACAAGACAGGAGCAGCCCAGGCCAAGUUGCAAUCGUGUCUACUGUGUUCCCCCGUUUGGACUAGUUGGCUUUUGGCCUCUCAUUCCAGUCAGAUAUGACCAAAAAAGGGUACUUUCUGCUAUUGCUGGGAAUCAGGCAAUAUCUCUCGCCUACACAGCAGUGGAAAAAUGACUCAGUAGUUGUGGGGCAGAGUGGAGGAAUGUUGCAAACCGCUACUUGGCAUUAGCAUAAAAUAUUAUACCAAGGGAAGCCAGGAAUGAUUUAUCUGACUGUAAGAAACAUGUUGUUAUCUGAGAGUGAUAUAGAUCUGUUGAAUCAUCGUAUUGUAUUACACUGUAUAAUCUGCUUGAUCACUGUGCAUUUUGAUGGGGCAGAUUGCUGUAGCGUCUGAGGUAUCUCUAGUUGGAGCUUUGUAACUCACUGCCUUCAGGAUUGUCUGAAGGCACAACAGGAAAAUAUCAUAGCUCUGUCAUUGUUGUUGAAUGCUCUUUAUCUGGCAUCUGUCUGGAGAUAAUACCGUAUGUCUGAGCCAGGAGACGUGGGAGUGUGUGUGUUUCUCACAGGUAAGGCUGACUCACAGGAGACAGGACACACACAGACAUAACAGCAGGGCUUUCUCACACCCACACAUAUUAUGUGCAUGCAGCACAGGACAAACAUACUCCUAUAUUCAUAGCUUUGACUUUGAGUCAUAGUGAAGGAAUAUGAGAAUGCUGAUAAGGCUUAAACCUGGAUAGGACAGAGAACUGUGUCAACUGACACAGUACGAAUUCAACUGAUAGCAUUUCAGUUGCACUUUCACUGCUCACUUAGAAACAACCUUGAGAUUCCACUUUUAGCCAGUUAACCCUGGUGUUACGUAAGAGGACUAGAUGUUCUGACCUCCUCCCAGGGCUUCACCGGCUAACUUAUCAAACGCUAGCCCAGCCAAACGCUCCUUAUGAAAACAGGAAAAAGACAAUUGAAAGUAUUUGAGUCAGGAGUUUGGUAGGAUCAGGAUAUUUAAACCAUAGUUGGUCUGUUUAUACAAAACAUGCCUGUGGGAACAAAACAGGUCAUUUCUUGAAGCUGACACAUCAGGUACUCAAUCAAAUGCACAACAGUAAUAUGAACCGUUGUUUUUUCAUUUCACCACCUAUAAGAAUCAGAGAGGAUUUUUGCCAAUCAUCAGGGCCCAGUUUUUCAAAAGUUAUCCGAUUGGAUUUCAGCAAUUGGAUUGGAUUAAAUGUUAGAACAGUUUUUUUCUGGGCCUCCCCAGAGUGGUCUAAGGCAUUGCAUCGCAGUGCUAGAGGGGCACUACAGAUCCGGGUUCGAUCCCGGGCUGUGUCGCAGCCGGCCGCGACCGGGAGACCCAUGAGACAGCGCACAAUUGGCCCAGCAUCAUCCGGGUUAGGGGAGGGUUUGGCCGGCUGGAAUAUCCUUGUCCCAUUGUGCUCUAGCGACUCCUUGUGGUGGCCGGGCGCAUGCACGCUGACUUCAGGUCGCAGGCUGGCUUCCGGGUUAAGCGAGCAGUAUGUCAAGAAGCAGUGCAGCUUGGCGUGUCGUGUUUCGGAGGACGCAUGUCUCUCAACCUUCGCCUCUCCCGAGUCCGUACGGGAGUUGCAGUGUUGGGACAAGACUAACUACUAAUUGGAUAUCACGAAAUUGGGGAGAAAAUAAUAAUGUGUCGUUCUAUUCAUUCUAUAUCCGAUAUAAUUAAAUGCAUAGAAAUAAAAUGGGAGUCUCCAUUCAAGUCAAUGGUUUCCCGUUAUAUCCUAUCCGAUAGGCGAAAUCGAGAUCUUAAAAAAAAAAAAUUGGGCCCCUAGAUAGGGAUAAGGAUUUGGUCAUCCAAUCUGACCUUUAACAACUGUGGUCAGUUGUUAUAUUGAGAAGUGUUAAAUAAAUGUAUCUACUUACUUAUAAGUGAUAUGCAGGCUCUAUUAUUUUUAAUCAAGGUACCUUUAUUCAUAUAGUAUACUCAUCUCCAUUUCCCUAUGACAGUUUAGAAGUAGUACCAUAACCUGUCCAGUAGACGGUAAGGUGUAGGCCUGUUCAAAGCACUGAAAAUCCAGAUUCUGUGAUCUUGAUAUUGUGGUAUCUGGAUCAAAAUUAUCCUAUCCGAUUAUUUUGGGGGGGAUACGGCUCAAAAACAGCCAGAUUGAUCUGAUCCUGGAUCACAAAAAAGAGGAUUACAGAUUCCGGAAUAUUCUGAUCCAGAUUUUUUAAAUUGAAAAACUGGGCCCCAGAUUAUGAUGCAUCAAAUGUACCACGAGGGUGAAAAUAUGACCUUAAGUGGGCCCUACAAUUUGAAGCCUGCUAUGUAUCUGGCACAACAGGCACAUAUUUGGCACAUAUUAUCUCCUGACUGUAGACAUUACUGCACUCUAGAAAUUAUGAGUUCAACAAGGGUUCUUCUAAGAUCCUCAAAGUUCUUCGAAGAACCUUAGGGUUCUUGGCACUGAAAAUGGCCCCCAAAAGAUAAUUCCAAGAACUCCAUAGGAGGUGGGGUUCAUCAAGGAACCUCCUUAGUUGGUGGGGGUUCUCGCAGGAACCGAACUGCCCAACUGAAACAGGACAGCAGGUGCAGGCACUUAACUGACAAAUGUAAAGAUCUCCUCAAUUUAAGGUAAGGUUUGUUGUCCCUUAUAUGAUCUAAAUUGAUAUUUGUAUAUUAUGAUACCAUCUGUCUUUUCAUAUUUGUACCAAUCUUUCUAAAACAGAAAAUGGACACAAUUCAAUGGAUAUCAAUCAGCAAAGAGGUAAGAAUAUGUAGGCUAUAAGAAUGUGUUGAAGGCUAGCUGUAUUGGGUGCAGAUGACUAAAGGGCGGCAGGUAGCUUAGUGGUUAAGAGCGUUGUACCAGUAACCGAAAGGUCGCUGGUUCUAAUCCCCAAGCAGACUAGGUGAAAAAUCUGUCGAUGUGCCCUUGAGCAAGGCACUUAACCCUAAUUGCUCCUGUAAGUCGCUCUGGAUAAGAGCGUCUGCUAAAUGACCAAUUUAAUUUAUUUAUUUACUAAACUGCUCACUUUUGUGUCUGUGUCUGCAGCUAUACAGACGAGGAGGCAUACAAAGGUAUGUACAUUUAUAUUGGUACAGUGGGGGAAAAAAGUAUUUAGUCAGCCACCAAUUGUGCAAGUUCUCCCACUUAAAAAGAUGAGAGAGGCCUGUAAUUUUCAUCAUAGGUACACGACAACUAUGACAGACAAAAUGAGAAAAAAUAUCCAGAAAAUCACAUUGUAGGAUUUUUAAUGAAUGUAUUUGCAAAUUAUGGUGGAAAAUAAGUAUUUGGUCAAUAACAAAAGUUUCUCAAUACUUUGUUAUAUACCCUUUGUUGGCAAUGACACAGGUCAAACGUUUUCUGUAAAUCUUCACAAGGUUUUCACACACUGUUGCUGGUAUUUUGGCCCAUUCCUCCAUGCAGAUCUCCUCUAGAGCAGUGAUGUUUUGGGGCUGUCACUGGGCAACACGGACUUUCAACUCCCUCCAAAGAUUUUCUAUGGGGUUGAGAUCUGGAGACUGGCUAGGCCACUCCAGGACCUUGAAAUGCUUCUUACGAAGCCACUCCUUCGUUGCCCGGGCGGUGUGUUUGGGAUCAUUGUCAUGCUGAAAGACCCAGCCACGUUUCAUCUUCAAUGCCCUUGCUGAUGGAAGGAGGUUUUCACUCAAAAUCUCACGAUACAUGGCCCCAUUCAUUCACGGAUCAGUCGUCCUGGUCCCUUUGCAGAAAAACAGCCCCAAAGCAUGAUAUUUCCACCCCCAUGCUUCACAGUAGGUAUGGUGUUAUUUGGAUGCAACUCAGCAUUCUUUGGCCUCCAAACACGACGAGUUGAGUUUUUACCAAAAAGUUAUAUUUUGGUUUCAUCUGACCAUAUGACAUUCUCCCAAUCCUCUUCUGGAUCAUCUAAAUGCACUCUAGCAAACUUCAGACGGGCCUGGACAUGUACUGGCUUAAGCAGGGGGACACGUCUGGCACUGCAAGGAUUUGAGUCCCAGGCGGCGUAGUGUGUUACUGAUGGUAGGCUUUGUUACUUUGGUCCCAGCUCUCUGCAGGUCAUUCACUAGGUCCCCCUGUGUGGUUCUGGAAUUUUUGCUCACCCUUCUUGUGAUCAUUUUGACCCCACGGGGUGAGAUCUUGCGUGGAGCCCCAGAUCGAGGGAGAUUAUCAGUGGUCUUGUAUGUCUUCCAUUUCCUAAUAAUUUCUCCCACAGUUGAUUUCUUCAAACCAAGCUGCUUACCUGUUGCAGAUUCAGUCUUCCCAGCCUGGUGCAGGUCUACAAUUUUGUUUCUGGUGUCCUUUGACAGCUCUUUGGUCUUGGCCAUAGUGGAGUUUGGAGUGUGACUGUUUGAGGUUGUGGACAGGUGUCUUUUAUACUGAUAACAAGUUCAAACAGGUGCCAUUAAUACAGGUAACGAGUGGAGGACAGAGGAGCCUCUUAAAGAAGAAGUUACAGGUCUGUGAGAGCCAGAAAUCUUGCUUGUUUGUAGGUGACCAAAUACUUAUUUUCCACCAUAAUUUGCAAAUAAAUUCAUUAAAAAUCCUACAAUUUGAUUUUCUGGAGAAAAAAAAUCUCAAUUUGUCUGUCAUAGUUGACGUGUACCUAUGAUGAAAAUUACAGGUCUCUCUCAUCUUUUUAAGUGGGAGAACAUGCACAAUUGGUGGCUGACUAAAUACUUUUUUCCCCACUGUAUGUUAUGCAGAUCACAUUUACCAUCCUCCUCCCUUACCUCUUCAAUUAAUAUCCCAAUGGCCUCUACAUUAUGGACAAGGUAUGUGUAUGAAAACCAUUAUCAAAAGUAUUUAUUUUUUUUUCAUUCACAUUCACCACAAAAACCAAAGUAUGUAUUCUGUCGUGUGCAUGUUUUGUUAAUCAUCUGCAUAAUUACUAUUUUGGGGAUUUACAGACUUCACCCUCCCUACACCCCUGAUGAAUAUAACAGGAAACCUGUUCGAUCAUCAUGCACUGCAAAAUCAUUCUGGCUAUGGAUAUGGAGAACAUCAACAAAUCAACAUGCCAGAGGAUAAAAUCAUAAUAAACACUGAGAACUAAAAUAUAGUGUUAUUGUUGUUAUUGUUAUGCAUAUUAUUAUCAAUAAUAAUAAUAACAACAACAGGGGAGAGGGGGUAGUUCAAAAAUCAACCCCAAAAGGUUCUUCAAAAGUUUAUUUGAGGAUCCAUUAAAAGGGGUUCUUUGAAGAACUUAUAGGGGUUCCCCCACAGUUUCAAUUUGAAGAACCCCUAAAGGAUACUCCAGGAACCUUUUAUUUUUAGAGUGUACCGGUAGUCUUAAGACUUCAAGUACUGUUCAAUAUAAUAAUACUUUGCUCAAAGGCCCUCCUGUGCUGUAGCCUGUUUUGUAAGACUUUUCAUGUUGCUAGCAGCGAAGAGGGGAAUGACAGCCAUUUUUCUUGGGAGAGUUCAAGAUAGUCCGUAUCAAUCACAUGUGAGGGACAAAACAAACCCAGGACAGUAAAUGGAGUCCUGUAUCUUAGAUUCCCAACCUAGCAUCCUCUGUCUCCCCUCAGUCUCUCCUCAUCGGUGAGGAAGAGGAGAGCUAAGAUUUCCGUGAGCCAGGCAUCUGUAAAACCUCAGGAGACUAGUUUGCCUGCCACGAGUGACAGUGGAAGAAGGAAGGGUGUCAUUAAAACUGAGAUUAAAUAUUGUGAUUAACUGCCACCCCUGUACACGCCUGAACAGUUUCAGAUGGAGCGUGAUCCACAGCAAACAUCUCACUUAUCUCUAUAAAAUCAUAUUAAACUCAAUUACCAGGCUUUUACUCAACUCUGUUGUUUGCAAAGCAAGAAGUGUGAGAGAACAGAUCUUUACUCAAUCAUGCGGUUCAGCUGCACACCUUUUGCAACGUUGACAGACCAGCCUUUUGUGGUGCUCGCGCAGUGAUGUUAGUGCAAAUAGCAGAGUCCAUGUGGAAUUCAGUACAGCUGCACGGCCGCUGCAGUUAUGGCUUUACCGAUGCGUAUUUUCUCAAGACAGCACAAACACAGCUUGAAAAGUCAUAAGGAUAAAUUGUGUUUACUUGACUUGAUUUCUCUCAAUUAAAUAGUACAAUAAACAAUUGUGUGCUCUUCCAAACCUCUAAAAAGGACUUAACUAAGUCCAGCAAAUCCAGCUAGACUAUAUACAAUUAUUAUAGAAAUUUGUCAAAGCACAUCGCCAAGCAUGGGCCAUGUGGUUCUUUCUAAAGAGACAGUGUGUGUUAAAGUGAAUCUUAUGAUUAUGUAAUGAACUUGAGCCACAUUCCUUCUGCUUUCUGUGCAAAAACAUCUAAUAAAUAAACUUGACAAUAACCACACAAUAAUCUUGAGUGAACCUGGUCACACUAUUCCCGAGGGAGAUCAUCUUGGCAUCCUGACUGAAUGCACAAUCAUGACUUGUUAAGCUUUUAGUGGAAUUCAUUCGUUUUGGCUAUUACAUGUCAAUUACACAUUUAGAGUGAAACACAGCCUCCUUUACAAAUAGUUGAUUCUACAGGCUCCUUGCAAACAGAUUGAUAUUACUGCUAUGGUUUAAUAUUAAAAUAAUAUAACAACUGAGCUGGUGGUGAGCUGGUGAAGCCACAAUCAGCAGAUGUCAACAUGAGGCCGUGUCAGUGCGAACAUGGGAACCCAUGGAACAUAAUAAAUGUCAUAAUAUAAUAUCAUUGCUAAAGGGCGUCGGAACUGCACAGAAAACACAUCUAUCUGGAGGGCUUUAGAUCAAACUGAUGGUGGAGCUCAGAGUGAAAUGAGACAUCUGUUAUACUGCCAGAUCUAUGGAACUGUGCACUCAUCAAUGUCCUUGAACAAGUCCAAUAUGUUAUUAUUAAUAGUUUGAGAAGUGUUCUAUUGUCCAUGGUACUGUAUCUGUCUGUACAUGCAGGCAACACAUUGAUAGAGUAUCAUAAUGAGAUGCUGUUGAAACAUGCAAACAAAGUACUUACAGUAGUCAAUUGGCAGGUGCUGUCUGUUGCUUUUCGGUGAACCAAGGGAACAGUCCAAAAACAAAAGGACAAGAACUCACUUACACUGACAAGAAUCUAAAUCCCAAAAUCAUUUUCCAAUGAAAACAUUUCUGAAAUACUGAAUAGUUCUCUAUCAUCCCAUCUAGCCUAUUCUUUGGAAAUGGUACCCACAUGUUUUAUGUAUAUUCAGUAUACUGCUGGUAGUGUACAAAAACAAAUCUGUCAUCAAUUACCCCCUCCUCCUCCCGAUCUCACACACACACACACACACACACACACACACACACACACACACACGCAAGCAAACACAUACGCACACACACAAAGAAAACAUAUUGAAAUGAUUUCCAGUAAGACAUGUCAGCACCAGUAAAACUCUCGAGAGGCUGUGUACAGGAGCAGGCAACACAGAGCAGAGAAGCAACGCUCCACUAGCUUAGCUCAACCAACCACUGACUGACUGGCAUCCAUGUCCCUGAGCUGGAACAAGGUCCCUGUAAUGGAAGGUCCCUGUAAUGGAACAAGGUCCCUGUAAUGGCAGAGAGAGCAUGAGCUUGACUCACUGGUUUUCCACUCUGUCAUACACCAGCAGCUUUUAGCUUAGCAACAUACAAAGGGGCAGUCUUCGUCCACUAAACUAAAAUCAGGCCAAAAAUGAAUCGGACCUCACAACGUUGCAUUGAUUUAUGAUCUAAUAAGCAGCACGCACAUAGACACCCUUACACACACACAAUCAGACCAGGACUUCCUGUCUUGUCAUUGAGCAGAAACUCUGACGUUCACCAGUGCUUUCCACCGUAAUGAGGAUUAAGGCUAAAACAAAUGUGUACAGUAAAUCAAAUGUUGGUUAAAAAUACUUUGCCAUUGGACAAACAAAUAACUGAUGAGGUGUGAAUGACGGAGUCAGGCGCAGGAGGUAAAAAAACAAAAUCAAGAGUUUAUUCAGUGUACAAUAAUGUAGCGCAUAUAUCAACAGAACGAAACUAGCACAAGGGAAAAUCAACCUUGGCUGAAUACAAGUAAAGAGUCGCUCAACCGAGCUACUCACUCUCACAAUGAACAAUCACUCACAAAAGGACAAGGGGGCAGAGGGAACACUUAUACACAGACUAAUGAGGGAAUGAGUACCAGGUGUGUGUGUGAUUGACAAGACAAGACAAGACAAAUGGAGUGAUGAUAAAUGGAGCGGUAGUGGCUAGUAAGCCUGAGACGACGAGCGCCGAAACCUGCCCGAGCAAGGAGGAGGGGCAGCCUCGGCUGAAUUCGUGACAAUAACAAAUAUCGGAAAACAUACAUAAAGAUGGCAAUAAUGCCGUUUUUCAAGUGAGGGUUAAAAAUGAGCUUUACUCAUUUUGUCUUCUACUACAACAGCUGUAUCUUUUCACUCGACAGAAAGAAAGUACAUCAUGAGAUAUUUGUCCAGCACAACCUAAUGGCCAUAUGUCAAACUAGCACGUUAAGUCAAACAAAAUAAGAUUGUAAUGAAAACCUUGGUCUUCCACUUCUAAGUCGUAUCACAUUGUACUCCAAAGACUACUGUGUGGAAUGCAUGUGGAAGCCACUGUUGUCAAAACACUGAUUGAAGUUUUUUGGGGUUACUAAGUAUUUCAGGCCUUGGUUGCGGUGACCAAGGAAAUGAGUGAGGGAGUUAAAACCGCCCCUUGGCCCUAACCACUGACUUGUGUGAUACUCUACACCCGCUGCCACCUAUAGCUUUUUGUGGGCCCUAAGUGAGAUUUGAUAUUGGACAUUUUAGAGUGUAUGAAUACUGUUGUGUGUUUUGUUAAUCAUCUGUAUAAUUAAUUGACGGCGGAGAGAAAAUGUUUUAUGUUAAAGUUAAUUUCCUGUAAUUCUACACAUUUUGCUAUGGGGAAUAGAGAAGUUUAGUAAUUUUUAAACAAAUUUCAUGCAAUUCUACUAAUUUUGCCAUGGGGCAGAGAAAACAUUUAAACGAAAUAUGGAUCCUUAACCCAAAAAAAUAUCACAGUGCAGUGCAGUUAUCACAAAACAUAAUAUAUUACGUUUUAUAGCCUAACUAGAUGAUAGGCUAUAAAGGCCUGGGGAAAGUAUUGUAAUUUAAAAGUAAACUCAGCGAUAUGAAGUAGAUGCAGAAAGUAAACAGCAUAGUGGGUCAAUCUCCGCAACAACUAAGAGCGUUGAAGUGCGAGGUUCAACUUCUCCGCUGUUUAGGUGCCUUGGCUACCACGCUGUGAUUAUAGGCCCUGCUUUACUGAAGUUGUGAGACAUUGCAAGCCAAGAAAUUGCGAGAUACAGCAUUCCAUUGCGAGAUACAGCUUUUGAUUGCCAAUAGAUAGGCCUAGUGCACGGUUCUGACUGUCAGCCUGGUGGCCGACCUGCCUAUCCUGUACCCCUCCCUAGCUCGCUAUGAAAGAUGUGAGCGUUUGUGUUCUCCGAAGUAUGGCAACUAAUCAGUCUCCUCCGUUCCAAAAUAAUCUUGACACUCAGAAAUGGGAGUUGACAUCGGGCGGUGAAGUGCAAGGAUUUGAGGAAUCAAUUAUUUUGGAGUCGACUCUUCACCACUACGUCAUCGUCGUUAACGGUUGGCAGAGAAAAAACUAAUGUCAGAGAAAGGCAAGCGAUAGCAGCAAAGUCCUGUAUAGCAAUACUUUGAGAAGUUAAAUGAGAAGGAAAUGCAAACUUUGUGAGGUGGAAUUGAGGUACAGUAAUGGUAGUACAUGUGCAAUGCUUAACCAUCUGAAAGGGAAGCACCAUGAGACCAAACCGUUGCUGACUGAAAAAUGUUCAAUUUGUCACAUCCCUACCCUGGGCACAUGCCCUGUGUGCCUGGUCGGUAUUCAGCCAUGAUUACUACAAGUUUAGAUCGCUGGCUAUACUAAUUUACAAAUCUACAAAUUGUUAGCUGACAUGGCUAAUUGAGUGAUUGUCAGUGACUGACAUAACAAGAGAAAAUCUGCUGAUGCACAAUCACAUUUUGAAAUUGCACCUUGUGUAUUCUACUAUUCUAACUCUCAACAGUAAGCUGAGACCCCACUGAGUUCCUACAACAAAUUUGUUUUAAAAAAAAUACACACACACACACACACACACACACACACACACACACACACAGUGCCUUGCAAAAGUAUUCAUCCCCCUUGGCGUUUUUCCUAUUUUGUUGCAUUACAACCUGUAAUUUAUUUGGAUUUCAUGUAAUGGACAUACACAAAAUAGUCCAAAUUGGUGAAGUGAAAUGAAAAACAUAACUUGUUUCAAAAAAUUCUAAAAGAUAAAUAACGGAAAAGUGGUGCGUGCAUAUGUAUUCACCCCCUUUGCUAUGAAACCCCUAAAUAAGAUCUGGUGCAACCAAUUACCUUCAGAAGUCACAUAAUUAGUUAAAUAAAGUCCACCUGUGUGCAAUCUAUGUGUCACAUGAUCUUAGUAUAUAUACACCUGUUCUGAAAGGCCCUAGAGUCUGCAACACCACUAAGCAAGGGGCACCACCAAGCAAGCGGCACCAUGAAAACUAAGGAGCUCUCCAAACAGGUCAGGGGCAAAGUUGUGGAGAAGUACAGAUCAGGGUUGGGUUAUAAGAAAAUAUCCUAAACUUUGAACAUCCCACGGAGCACCAUUAAAUCCAUUAUUAAAACAUGGAAAGAAUAUGGCACCACAACAAACCUGCCAAGAGAGGGCCGCCCACCAAAACUCAUAUGGACCAGGCAAGGAGGGCAUUAAUCCGAGAGGCAACAAAGAGACCAAAGAUAACCCUGAAGGAGUUGCAAAACUCCACAGCGGAGAUUGGAGUAUCUGUCCAUAGGACCACUUUAAGCCAUACACUCCACAGAGCUGGGCUUUACGGAAGAGUGGUCAGAAAAAAGCCAUUGCUUAAAGAAAAAAAUAAGCAAACACGUUUGGUGUUUGCCAAAAGGCAUGUGGGAGACUCCCAAAACAUAUGGAAGAAGGCACUCUGGUCAGAUGAGACUAAAAUUGAGCUUUUUGGCCAUCAAGGAAAACGCUAUGUCUGGUGCAAACCCAACACCUCUCAUCACCCCGAGAACACCAUCCCCACAAUGAAGCAUGAUGGUGGUAGCAUCAUGCUGUGGGGAUGUUUUUCAUCGGCAGGGACUGGGAAACUGGUCAGAAUUGAAGGAAUGAUGGAUUGGCGCUAAAUACAGGGAAAUUCUUGAGGGAAACCUGUUUCAGUCUUCCAGAGAUUUGAGACUGGGACGGCGGUUCACCUUCCAGCAGGACAAUGACUCUAAGCAUACUGCUAAAGCAAAACUCGAAUGGUUUAAGGGAAAACAUUUACAUGUCUUGGAAUGGCCUAGUCAAAGCCCAGACCUCAAUCCAAUUGAGAAUCUGUGGUAUGACUUAAAGAUUGCUGUACACCAGCGGAACCCAUCCAACUUGAAGGAGCUGGAGCAGUUUAGCCUUGAAGAAUGGGCAAAAAUCCCAGUGGCUAGAUGUGCCAAGCUUAUAGAGACAUACCCCAAGAGACUUGCAGCUGUAAUUGCUGCAAAAGAUGGCUCUACAAAGUAUUGACUUGGGUUCUAAGUUCUGUUUUUUUGCUUUAUUUCUUGUUUGUUUCACAAUAAAAAAAAUAUUUUGCAUCUUCAAAUGUAAUCAAAUGAUACAAACCCCCAAAACAUCAAUUUUAAUUCCAGGAUGUACGGCAACAAAAUAGGAAAAAUGCCAAGAGGGGUGAAUACUUUCGCAAGCCACUGUAUAUGGGCCUUGUCCUUCAGAGGUUAUCAGGCAUGCGGAAGCUGUUGCCACAGUAGCUCCAAAGUUUAGGGCAAAACAGACAAUGCAAAAAGGGGAAGUUUGAGAAGAAACUCAUACUGUAGCCAACACAUGUGCAUAGUUUUUAUAAUCUAUGCUUGAAACAAGUUAUAUUUCCACUUACCUUUUUCUUUUGGGUGGAUACCCUCCACUCAAAAUGAAACAAACACCUUUAUCUACCAAAUAUAUGACAUCAUAUUAACACAGUGAACAUUGGCGUACAAAAUGUUCAACUGAACAGAUCCCCUUCUCAUUAAUUACUUUUAAGAACCUCGCUUCAAUUCCGUUAACUAGGCUUACAUCGUCCUCCAGUGGUGAUAUACUGAACUACACCAUUGCAAUGCAGCCCCUGUCGGAGGACACGUUGCGAAACAUGCACGCGGAAACUUGCGUGCCCACGUCUCCGGGAUCCAGGGCAGGCAGUCGAUCUCCAACAUGGCGGCGUUAGGUGAGGAUUAUGUUAGCUAAAUUCUGCAUGGGCCGGGUGUAGCAAGGAUGGAGAUAUGCAUUGAGUAGCAUCGACUAAACAAUUUAAGGAAGGGAUGGACUCACCGUUUGAAAUACAUACUUUAUCCGGGUAUGUCAGAAUUGCGUGCUGAGUGUCAGGGCUGUAUCACGAUCGACGCUGCAGGGUGGGAGUGGACAAUUGGCAUGGGACGGAGUAAACAUCGCACUUACAGUUAUUUUUUUCAGGAAGAGCAGCUGGUCAUUGACCACAGGAAUGACCAUGCGUCUUCAUAGAUAUUGUUUGUUUGGGAUUACGAUAGUUGCUUACUAUGUGUCGACACAGUGAGUUAUCGGCCUGGUUUUAGUGGUAGUUAGCUAUAGACGCUUGACCUGACAGCUACACUAUAUAUACCAAGGUAUGUAGACACCCCUUCAAAUUAGUGGAUUUGGCUAUUUCAGCCACACCAGUUGCUAACAGGUGUAUCAAAUCGAGCUCACGUCCAUGCAAUCUCCAUAGAAACAUUGGCAGUAGAAUGGCCUUACAGGAGAGCUCAGUGACUUAAAACGUGGCACCAUCAUAGGAUGACACCUUUCCAAAAAGUCAGUUUGUCAAAUUUCUUCCCUGCUAGAGCUGCCGCGGUCAACUGUUAAGUGCUGUUAUUGUGAAGUGGAAACGUCGAAAAGCAACAAUGGCUCAGCUGCGAAGUGGUAGGCCACACAAGCUCACAGAACGGGACCGCUGAAGCACAUAGCGCAUAAAAAUCGUCAGUCCUCGGUUGCAACACUCAAUACCGAGUUCCAAACUGCCUCUGGAAGCAACGUCAGCACAAUAACUGUUCUUCGGGAGCUUCAUGAAAUGGGUUUCCAUGGCAGAGCAGCCGCACACAAGCCUAAAAUCACCAUGCGCAAUGCCAAGUGUCGGCUGGAGUGGUGUAAAGCUCACCGCCAUUUGACUCUGGAGCAGUGGAAACGCGUUCUCUGGAGUGAUGAAUCACACUUCACCAUCUGACAGUUCGACAGACAAAUCUGGGUUUGGCGGAUGCCAGGAGAACGAUACCUGCCCCAAUGCAUAGUGCCAACUGUAAAGUUUGGUGGAGGAGGAAUAAUGGUCUGGGGCUGUUUUUCAUGGUUCGGGUUAGGCCCCUUAGUUCCAGUGAAGUAAAAUCUUAACGCUACAGCAUACAAUGACAUUCAAGACGAUUCUGUGCUUCCAACUUUGUGGCAACAGUUUGGGGAAGGCCCUUUCCUGUAUCAGCAUGACAAUGCACCUGUGCACAAAGCAAGGUCCAUACAGAUAGUUUGUCGAGAUCGGUGUGGAAGAAGUUGACUGGCCUGCACAGAGCCCUGACCUCAACCCCAUCGAACACCUUUGGGAUGAAUUGGAACGCCGUUCUUGUGUGUGGCUGAAUGGAAGCAAGUCCCUGCAGCAAUGUUCCAACAUCUAGUGGAAAGUCGUCCCAGAAGAGUGGAUGCUGUUAUAGCAGCAAAAGUGGGACCAACUCCAUGCUAAUGCCCAUGAUUUUGGAAUGAGAUGUUCAACGAGCAGGGGUACACAUACUUUUGGUCAUGUAGUGUAUGUAAAUAGAGCGUUGACAGCUGGCUAGCCUACGUUGACAGUAUCUGGGGCAUGCGCAGUAGACCAGGGUGGGGUAUUUUUGUUUUGGGGGGGUGUGUGUCAACAUCUGAUGGGGAAGGGGAUGUUGGGAUGGUAAAUCAAAUAGGGACCCUUGUGCGUCAUGGCCUUGUUUCAUGCCAUUGUGAGCUCUCUGCAAGUCUGUAAAGGGAACAUCCACACAGCACUGAAAUGGUCUGACUGAACCAUAUGGCUGGCUUGGAAUGACCCUUAAAAAUCAGGGAUAUGUUGGUCUUGCAGGCUUAUAAUUUUUCCUUCACUGACUCACUGCUAAAGGACCAUCAUCGACCCAGUGCAACAUCCCCAAACACUUUUGUUUGAUUCGCACUAUAGGCCCAAAAGCAAGCCAAGCCAUGCUGGCUUGGUUGCGCAUCCACCAUUGUUGCUGGAAUUGUGUUGGAAAGGACAGUGUGACUGUGAAAAGAAAAUAUCCAAGCCAGCACAGUAAGGUUUUGGGUCGGCCCUUUGGUGUGAAUCAGGCAAUUGAACGAGGAGGAGUGUGUGUGUGCCACUAAAUGAUGCAUUAGGCCUAUGUUGCAUUUGGUCUGUUAGGCUAUGAAACAGGCACUCUGGUGUCAGUAAUACCAUUUUCCCACAGUGAGUCUUGUCAGAGACUUGCUAGAGAGCUGUUUGACCAUGAUGAUAAAUGUUAUCCUCUACUCCUCACAGCAGCUAAGAAGAAGGGGAAUAAGAAGGUGAAGACCCUAUCUCUGACUGACUUCCUGGCUGAUGACAAGGGGGGCAGUGGUGCCGCAAGUUACCCCCCCACCAAGCCCACUAGCAGCUGGGCAGACGAGACAGAUGACCUGGAAACAGAGGGUGAGAUACUUCAGAAAAAGAAUCCAUCACCAUAGUUAUUUUCUCCUACUUAGGCCUAUAUGUUGAGUGUUUUCAACCAGGAUAAUGUUGGCUACUGUAACUCGUUUAGGUCCAAUUCUUUUUUGUGAUAUUCACCUCUGGUGUCAGUGCACCUGUGCUUGGUAUUCAUAGUCAACGUGUCAGAACAGCAUCUGACACAUCUUAUUGUUAGAAUCCAUACAUACAGUACCUAGCCAGCAUGACCUUAAAGGGGCAAUUUGCAGUUCAAACAACAACAAAAGGGACACCCUGCCACUGUUUUGUUAAAUAGCUACGGGAUGGGGCUGGAGAAAUGUAACCACUCUCAAAUUCAUUAGACAGCUAUGGAUGCAAGGACUCUCACCAUGCAUGAGAUCAAAAUGAUAGUUUCAACCAUGUUUCAAGUAGGGCUGGGAAUUGUGAUGGACGUCACAAUAUUAUUAAAAUACUUAGGUGCUGAUAUGAUAUGUAUUGCAAUUCUCACAAUUCUAUAUGUAUUGCGAUUCGAAACUGUGAUUUUAUUGCGAUUCGAUGUUCCAAACAUAUUGCAUAUGUCUGCUGCAGAGGGACAAGAGUGCCAGGAGAAAACAAGUUUUGAUCAGUCACGUAAAUAAAAGUGCUGAAAACAAAUUGGUUCGCUAUUUAAAAACGAAGAUGGAGAACAAGCUAUGAAGGAGUUUUGGUAGAGGUACAGCUAACUAGCGCAGAAAUUAUAUUGCGAUAUUGUCAAAACGAUACGAUAUAUCGUCAAAAAUAUUCCGAAAUGUGGCAGUGCUGAAUGGCCCGUAUUGAAGAGCUCAGUGACUUUUAAUGUGGCACCGUCAUAGGAUUCCACCUUUCCAACAAGUCCGUUCGUAAAAUGUCUGCCCUGCUAGAGCUGCCCCGGUCAACUGUAAGUGCUGUUACGUAUAGGAGCUACGUCUAGGAGCUACAACGGAUCAGCCGCGAAGUGGUAGGCCACACAAGCUCACAGAACGGGACCGAUGAAGCGCGUAAAAAUGGUCUGUCCUCAGUUGCGACACUCACUACCGAAUUCAAAACUGCCUCUGGAAGCAACAUCAGCACAAUAACUGUUCGCGGGUGCGUCAUGAAAUGGGUUUUCAUGGCCGAGCAGCUGCACACAAGCCUAACAUCACCAUGCACAAUGCCAAGUGUCGCUUGGAGUGGUGUAAAGCUCACCGCCAUUGGACUCUGGAGCAGUGUUAACGGGUUCUCUGGAGUUAUUAAUUACGCUUCACCAUCUGGCAGUUCAACGGACAAAUCUGGGUUUGGCGGUUGCCAAGAGAACGCUACCUGCCCGAAUGCAUAGUGCCAACUGUAAAGUUUGGUGGAGGAGAAAUAAUUGUCUGGGGCUGUUUUUCAUGGUUCGGCCUAGGCCCCUUAGUUCCAGUGAAGGGAAAUCUUAACUCUACAACAUACAAUAACAUUUUAGACUGUGCUUCCAACUUUGUGGCAACAGUUUGGGGAAGUUCCUGUUUCAGCAUGACAAUGCCCCCGUGCACAAAGCCAGGUCCAUACAGAAAUGGUUUGUCGAGAUGGGUGUGGAAGAAGUUGACUGGCCUGCACAGAGCCCUGACCUCAACCCCAUCGAACACCUUUGGGAUGAAUUGGAACGCCGACUGCGAGCCAGGCCUAAUCGGCCAACAUCAGUGCCCGACCUCACUGAUGCUCUUUGACUGAAUGGAAGCAAGUCCCCGCAGCAAUGUUCCAACAUCUAGUGGAAAGCCUUCCCAGAAGAGUGGAGGCUGUUAUAGCAGCAAAGGGGGGACCAACUCCAUAUUAAUGCCCAUGAUUUUGGAAUGAGAGCAUGUCCACAUACUUUUGUCCAUGUAGUGUAUCAUUAAUUUAAAAGCCCAAAAAUGGAUGUUCCAAUCAUAGAUUUCCCCUUUAACCUCCAAUCCCUCUAAUUUCUCUCCCUUCUCCUAUGUCCAGUGUCCACCUCCUGGCAUACAGAGGAGGAUAUGUACAGGGCCCCGGCCAUCGACCGCUCCAUCCUGCCGACAGCACCCCGCUCAGCCCGGGAGCCAAACGUUGACCGCUCCCGUAUCCCCCGUGGUCCCCCUUACACCGCCUUCCUGGGCAACUUGCCCUACGAUGUCACUGAGGACUCCAUCAAGGACUUCUUUAGGGGUGUGGGGGUAAGUGCACUACAAAUAUAAAAACAUGAAACCGUACUUAAAAUGUGUACAUGCAUGACUGUAAUUCACUUUGGAUAAAAUAAUCUGCUAAAUGGCAUAUAUUGUUUUCUAUUAUUAUAUUAUAAAGCCGUCAAAUUCAAAUCUGGACCUUGAAGCCAGUUCCACUGCUCUUUUUCAUAAUUUCCCUCUAGUCAGGGACUGAUUUAGACCAGGGACACCAGGUGGUAAUUCAUUAUCAGGUAGAACGGAAAACCAGCAGUAGUCUGGACCUCGUAGGGUAAGAUUUGAAUACCCCUUUUAUAAAGUAUUUGUCAAGUUGCUGCUAGUAUUUGUUCGUCCAAACCCAGACAUAUCUGUGUUUGACCCUGUCUCUUUCUCUGUGUAGAUCAGUGCAGUGCGUCUUCCUAGAGAGCCCAGUAACCCAGAGAGGCUGAAGGGUUUUGGCUAUGCUGAGUUUGAUGAUGUGGAAUCUCUCCUGAGUGCCUUGAGUCUGAACGAAGAGGUGAGUCAAUUUUACAAAGUGAGCCUAAAGGGGAAAAGUCAGUGAAAACACUGUUCAAUAGGAUUAGCCACUAGAUGUCGUCCAUUUGUUUUUUAAAGGCCCAGUGCAUUCAAAAACGUGAUUUUCCUGUGUUUUAUAUAUAUUUCCACACUGAGGUUGGAAUAAUACUGAAAAUUAUAAUGCCUUUCUACUGUAAGAGAUGUUUGAAAAGACUGCCUGGAAAGCUGUAAAUUAGUUAAUAGGCCAAUAGGAGAGUUCCAAACCUCUGCCAAUAACAGCUAGUUUUUCCGUGUUCCCCUCCCCCUUAGACCACUCCCAGACAGUCCUAGCAAAAUUCUUGCUUGAGAAAUUCCUCUUUGCAAUCUUAAAAAAUAACUGAUAUUGACACAAGAUGGAAGGAAUGUUGGAACAUAAUUAACUAAAUUACAGUUAAUGAAAAUGUACACUUAAUCCAGUAUAAACUAAUGUAUAGAAUGUAUUAAGUGACAAAAGUAAUGUCUUAAGUGUAAAACUAACCUUUUUAUGCCUGUAAACCAGGCCUGAUGGAAACAGAACAUUUGUUGGUAAACUUUCCAAAUGUCGACAAGGUAUGCUAGACAAGGAGGCAUCUUUUCGUGUCUGUUAAAUGAAUUAUGCGAGAAAUGUUGGUGGAAACGGUUUUAUGGACAAAUAUUGAUAUAUAUAUAUAUAUAUAUAUAUAUAUACUGAACAAAAAUAUAAACGCAACAAUUUCAAUGGUUUUACUGCGUUACAGUUCGUAUAAGGAAAUCAGUCAAUUGAAAUAAAUAAAUUAGGCCCUAGUCUAUGGAUUUCACAACUGGGCAGGGGCGCAUCCAUUUGGGAGCCAGGCCUCCCCACACAAGGCCUUUAUUACAGACCGAAAUACUCCACUUAUCCAGCGUGCCAGUGGCCAUCGAAGGUGAGCAUUUUCCCACUGAAGUCGGUUACGAUGCCAAACUGCAGUCAAGUCAAGACCCUGGUGAGGGCGACGAGCACGCAGAUGCGCUUCCCAGAGACGGUUUCUGACAGUUUGUGCAGAAAUUAUUCGGUUGUGCAAAUCCACAGUUUCAUCAGCUGUCCGGGUGGCUGGUCUCAGACGAUCCCGCAGGUGAAGAAGCCGGAUGUGGCGGUCCUGGGCUGGCGUGGUUACACGUGGUCGGCGGUUGUGAGGCUGGUUGGACGUACUGACAAAUUCUCUAAAAGGACGUUGGAGGCGGCUUAUGGUAGAGAAAUUAACAUUAAAUUCUCUGGCAACAGCUCUGGUUGAUGCUCCUGCAGUCAGCAUGCCAAUUGCAUGCUCCCUCAACUUGAGACAUCUGUGGCAUUGUGUGACAAAACUGCACAUAUUAGAGAGGCCUUUUAUUUUUCCCAGCACAAGGUGCACCUGUGUAAUGAUCAUGCUGUUUAAUCAGCUUCUUGAUAUGCCACACCUGUCAGGGGGAUGGAUUAUCUUGGCAAAGGAGAAAUGCUCACUAACAGGGAUGUAAACAAUUUGAGAGAAAUACAUUUUUUGUGCGCACAGACAAUUUCUGGGAACUUUUAUUUCAGCUCAUGAAACAUGGGACCAACACUUUACAUGUUGCGUUGAUAUUUUUGUUCAGUAUAAUAACCAUCAUGUCGAUGUAAACUUGGGAGUCACGCGAUGAGAUGUUGUGGUCCUCCCACUACGACUCAUGAGGAAAGCAUGCAGUUUAUUAGGCUACAGAUGAAAGAAGUUAUGAACUUCACAGGGUGGUGAAAGUGCAAGGUGAUGAGCUUGAUGCACCUUUCCAAUAAAUAUCGAGGGUCUUCUUCUGGUGACAGGAUGAUCGAUGCUUGACUGCUGUUUGACCAAUAAAAAUAUUCUCGCUCUUACCCAUAAUAAUCUCAUCAUGUAGCCUAGCCUACCUGCACAGCCUACCCGCACUGUAUCUGUUGUUUUCUAGAGAGCACGUGCCAAGCUAUUUAACUCAACAGUUUUUGUGACAAACUAUCGGUAGAGUGGAAAUGCGAUGGACAGAAAUUUAACUUUAGAUUUUUAUUUGGUAUAUGAAAACGUAACCGGAAAAUAACUUUUUAUGUGCACUACGUCAUCACACACUGAUUUUUAUCUGCAACAAGUCAGUUUGGUGGAAACACCACUGGUGGGGAAAUGUGCAUAUUUUCUUUAUGCAUAUUUUUUAAAUGUUCACAUGAAAAUCUGUCGCCAAUUGGAUGGAAACCUAGCUAGUGACUCAAUAAUUAUUCUGGGAAUGCUAUAAAGUCCAAAAGUUAUGGGCGGAGUUAGAAAAUUGGCUUACAAUGUAAAUGUACUUUUAAUCUGUCUGCAUAUUUAUUUCAAGACAUGGCAUAUGAGGAUGCAGUGAUAUACCCGAUGGGUUGGACGAUACUUUUCUUGUCAAUCAUCUUGAAAAAACACAUACUUAACUGGAAAAUCAACCAAUCCUCCAUCGUUAACACAAUGAAAAGGUUGAAUGCUUUAUUAUCUAAAUGUUGAAAGUGCCUGUGGGCGACGGAGAGAAACAAAAUGGUGCAGUUUGAGGCCAUGUGGCGGAGAGUGAUGCGGGUGCCGGAGAUGGGGGUGUGGGCAGGGGGGUCUGGGCAGGUGUGAUGUAGUUGAUGUUUGUGGGUUUCUGUAUGCUAUUGUUUGUAUGUGUAUGUUUUGUCAUGUAAAAUAAGUGUAUAUAUAUAUUAUUAUAUAUUUUUUUUUUAUAUGCUCUUUGCUAAGCUGUUUUCGUUUAUUUUUGACCAUCUUAAUUGAAAACAAUCACAGUAAGGUACUUUAAUUGUUACCCAGAAAUGAUUUGCUAUUGAGAUAAAAACGGCUGCAUUGGACCUUUUAAUGUAGUUUACUCUUUCUCCAUGCAGAACUUAGGAAACAGAAGUAUCCGUGUGGACAUUGCAGACCAGUCUAAUGAUAAAGGUGUGUGUCUUAUCGUGAAGCUACGGUACUACCAUACACAUUUUUGCAGCUUUACAUUCUGCACACACUUGCGUAGUUCAGAUUAACUUGAUUAAGCAUCUGAAGAGUUUGUCUCCACUUCCUUUCUGACUCGUCUAUGUGCCUUUCUCAGGGAGGGAUAAUCACUCCAUGGGGGGUCGGGACAGGGACCGGGGGGGAGACUUUGGUCCAGACAAGACAGACUGUGAUGACUGGAGGGCUCCGCGGCCCAGUGGAGGAGAGAGUGACGACGGGCCGCCUCGGAGAGACGACGCCUUUGGAGACCGUGAGUACAGUACAGGUCAGAAACCUCAUGUCCUCUAUGUGGGGAAAAUGGGCCCCCUAACCCCCCUCUCUGUCUGCUGUUUGCUCCAGGGUCACGGGACCGCUAUGAGUCAGACAGGCCUAGAGGAGAUGAUCGCUACGGAGGGGGCCAGGACAGGUUCAGGGAUCGCUAUGAUGACCGGGAUCGCAGAGAUGACAGAGGAGGUCAGUUGGGAUGCCUGGCCUUACACGACUACACCUAUACACAUUCAGCAUUUUAGUGAGAAGGCUUACUAAUAAAGUAUUUUUGCGGUUUCCCUCAGGUGGUUUUGGUGGCGGUGGUGGUGGUCGCAGGGCGUUUGGCACUGGUUACAGGCGCGAUGAGGGAGGACAGGAUAGCUACCGGCAGGAUAGCUACCGACGGGAUGACUACCGGGUUAGUGGGGAUCGCUAUGGUGACCGUGGUGGUGAUCGAUACGAGAGACGGGAGGAAAGCCGGGAUGACAGAGGUGAGAAAAUGUAUUUUAAUAUUAAACUACCUCAUUCUUCAUGUGCACCGGCACAGUCAAACUGUUCUACCUUUUGUACCCUAUUUGGCAAUUCCUAGGUGCUGUCGAGAGGCCCAAGUUGAUCCUGAAGCCCCGUAGCGUACCCAAAGAGGUGGAGCAGAGCAACACCCCGUUUGCCCCCUCAGGCAGGGCUGCCUCCAUCUUCGGCGGGGCCAAGCCUGUGGACACGGCCGCCAAGGAGAGAGAGGUAGAGGAGAGGCUGAAGAGGGAACAGGAGAAACUGCAGCGACAGCUAGAGGACAGAAUCCCAGACCGCAAGCCCAGAGAGAGGUAUGUCACGAAGGACAGAAGAGCGUAGGCGAACGUGAGGAAAUGGAGUAAAGAAUUAACCUCAUGUAUAGUAUGUUAUCCUUGACUCAUUGAUCCUGAUCAUCCCUCAGGCACCCCAGCUGGCGCAGUGAAGACCAACCUGCAGAACGCUCUCGGACUGGCAGCGAGUCUUCCCAACCAGGCAGCCAGUCUGGCAGAGGUGAGAGUUUUACUGGCUAUGAUGGCUGAUGCAGUCAGCCAUUAUAUCAGUACUGUAGUCACUGAGAUGUCUUUGGAGGGUAAUGUGGUGGUUUAAGCAGACUUCUUUCGGAGGGUUUGUCUAAAAGCAGAAUACAAAUGUCAUGUUGGACAUUUGUGGACAUUGGACAAUAAAGUCAUAUUUUCUUCUUCCUGUCCCAUUGCCAGCCUCCAAGCGCAGGGAGAGCGAGCGCUUGGUGGACAGUGGUCGUGAAGAGGAGCCCUCCUCCCCUGCGACCCUGCCCUCCCCUCCCAGACAGGACGGGCAGCCCCUGAAGGUGGUGCUUGCCCCGCCCCCCAAGGAGAACGCCUGGGCCAAGAGGACCACACCUGUUGGGGGCUCCAGUGAGGGCGAGGCUCGGCUGCCUGUCUCCCCCAGCAGUGACACAGCCCCACAGCUCACCAGGUUAGAGGUCACCCCACCCUACAAUCCACAUGCCCCUAACACCUACAGUGGUUUCUCAAUUAAAAGUUUCAAGAUUAUGCCGCAGGACAUUGAGGUAAGUUGUGGUUUAGUAUGUUACCCUGCGUCACUGCUUCAUUGCUCCAGACCACUGCAAGGGGAAGUUUGCGCUGAUGAUGCUUUUGGGUACAGUGUAAAGCGUUGGUCACGAGGUGCUAAUGUGUCUCUACCUGAAUGAAUGCUGUCAAUGAAUGGGCAAUAGAAACCAAAUAGAAACGGAUAAUUGUGCACGACUUCACAAUUGGAUUUGAAUUAACUGAAUGAUGAGGAUGAAGAAGAAGAGGGUGAUUGAAUUUAGAAGAUUAGUGUAAGAAUUGCUCUUCCUCUGUCCUGCGUGCACACCCAAAAAAAGACACUUAUUUUUUUGUUUAUACUUCAUCAGAAGAAGCUGUAA
Coregonus sp. 'balchen' is the source of this 33126-nucleotide messenger RNA. The record is from the annotation of a GenBank genome assembly. Lineage: Eukaryota; Metazoa; Chordata; Actinopteri; Salmoniformes; Salmonidae.